CCAUGGUGAUGGCAGUGGAGGAUAGCACGGUGCAGGUGGUGGUGCGUGUGCGGCCCCCCACACCCCGGGAGCUGGACAGUCAGCGGCGGCCUGUGGUCCAGGUGGUGGACGAGCGCGUGCUGGUGUUUAACCCCGAGGAGCCUGAUGGGGGGUUCCCUGGCCUGAAAUGGGGCGGGGCCCACGAAGGGCCCAAGAAGAAGAGCAAAGACCUUACGUUUGUCUUCGACCGGGUGUUCGGUGAAGCGGCCACCCAGCAGGAUGUGUUCCAGCACACCACGCACAGCAUCCUGGACGGCUUCCUGCAGGGCUACAACUGCUCGGUGUUUGCCUACGGGGCCACUGGGGCCGGGAAGACACAUACCAUGCUGGGAAGGGAGGGGGACCCCGGCAUCAUGUACCUGACCACCAUGGAACUGUACAGGCGACUUGAGGCCCACCAGGAGGAGAAGCACUUCGAGGUGCUCAUCAGCUACCAGGAGGUGUACAACGAGCAGGUCCACGACCUCCUGGAGCCCAAGGGGCCCCUUGCCAUCCGCGAGGACCCCAACAAGGGGGUGGUGGUGCAAGGACUUUCUUUCCACCAGCCAGCCUCAGCCGAGCAGCUGCUGGAGAUGCUGACCAGGGGCAACCGCAAUCGCACGCAGCACCCCACAGACGCCAACGCCACGUCCUCCCGCUCCCACGCCAUCUUCCAGAUCUUCGUGAAGCAACAGGACCGGGUUCCAGGACUGUCCCAGGCUGUGCAGGUGGCCAAGAUGAGCCUGAUAGACCUGGCAGGCUCGGAGCGGGCAUCCAGCACCCAUGCUAAGGGGGAGCGGCUGCGGGAGGGGGCCAACAUCAACCGCUCCCUGCUGGCCCUCAUCAACGUCCUCAACGCCCUGGCAGACGCAAAGGGCCGCAAGACCCACGUGCCCUACCGGGACAGCAAGCUGACCCGCCUGCUCAAGGACUCGCUCGGGGGUAACUGCCGCACAGUGAUGAUCGCUGCCGUCAGCCCCUCUGGCCUGGCCCACGAGGACACGUACAACACCCUCAAGUACGCCGACCGCGCCAAGGAGAUCAGGCUUUCGCUAAAGAGCAACGUGAUCAGCCUGGACUGUCACAUCAGCCAGUAUGCCACUAUCUGCCAGCAGCUCCAGACUGAGGUGGCCACUCUGAGAAAGAAGCUCCAGGAAUAUGAGGCAGGAGCCCGGUCCUUGAAUCAGGACCCCCCAGUGCCCCCCACGUCAGGCCCACCACCUCACCAGCCCUGUAGCCCAGAGCUCCCUUUGGGGCCUGAAGCCCCCCAAGAGGAGAGCCUGGGGACAGAGGCCCAGGUGGAGAGGAUCAUGGAUGGGAACUCUUCAGACCAGGAACAGUCCCCAAAGGACAAGGACAAAGGCGCAGCUGAGGAGGUUCCAACCCAGAGGCCAGAACAGAAGCCCAAAUGCCCACUGCCAGCGGCCCCUCACCUCACCCUACAGCCCCGACCAACCGUGGGCCACCCCGCGCCACAGAAGCCAGCCAGGGCCCCUUCUGAGGAGUUGGCCCUGCAGGUGCUGCAUCUGGCCCAGCGACAAUACUCCCUUCUCCAAGCAGCCAACCUCUUGACCCCCGAGAUGAUCACGGAGUUUGAGACCCUGCAGCAGCUGGUGCAAGAGGGAAAAACUGAGCCCGGGGCAGAGGCUCUCAGGACACCCGGCCUAGCCAAGGGGGCACCUCUGGCCCAGGAGCUUUGUUCAGAGUCAAUCCCUGAUGCCCCCGGCCCUUCUCUCUGCCCAGAGGCUCCAGGAUACUCUGGCCCUGUGACCCGGACCAUGGCCAGGCAGUGGAGUGGUCCCAUGCACACUCUGGGGAUCCCAGCUGGGCCCGAACACACCCCAGCCCAGGCAUCCCGGGGGCCUGUGGAGAAGAAGAGGAGGAGGAAACCAAGCCCCUCGGAGCCAGGCAGUCCCCCAGUCCCCCAGCGGGGCACCAAGCGCCAGUGCCAAUCCUUCCUGCCCUGCCUGAGGAGGGGCUCUCUGCCUGAGGCCCCGUCUUCAUUCGGGCCCAGCACCCCCAAAGGAGGAAGGGCCUCCUCCCCCUGCCAUUCCCCUCGCUUCUGCCCGGCCACGGUCAUCAAACGCCGGGCACCCCUGGGCCCUUCCGCCAUGCAGAACUGCUCCACCCCGCUGGCCCUGCCCACCCAGGACCUCAAUGCCACCUUCGAAGUCUCCAAGGAAACCCCCUCAAAACUCAGUUUCCACGAGUGUGCUGGCUGGGAGAAAGUCCCACGGGAGCUGAGCAGGGAAGAGCAGCCCUUCGUUCCCAGUGCACCUGUGUUCCUGUUCACUGAGAAGGGCCCCAGGCCAGCAGCUUCCCUCCCUGGGGCCUCAGCCUGCAAGAAGAGGCGCACUGCCAGCUCCUCAGCUUCCCAGGGCCGCAGCCGCAUUGCCCGUCUCCCCAGCAGCACCCUGAAGAGGCCAGCUAGGCCUCUUGCCAUCCCAGAGCUGCCUGUGAGUCCUCUCCGUCCUAGUGACCGGAGGAGCGAGAAGGGACUCCCUGGGGCUGGGAGAGUGCCACCAGCUGGGAACUGCAUUGCCAAGGCAUCCUGA
Messenger RNA from Carlito syrichta (Philippine tarsier), 2573 nucleotides. RefSeq names its product kinesin family member 18B (gene KIF18B). NCBI's taxonomy places the organism in Eukaryota, Metazoa, Chordata, Mammalia, Primates, Tarsiidae. Gene Ontology annotation, biological process: microtubule-based movement. The record is from RefSeq and is a predicted model, not a curated record. Gene Ontology annotation, molecular function: ATP binding; microtubule motor activity; microtubule binding. The transcript has 15 exons. The coding region runs from base 3 to 2573 and encodes 856 amino acids.